Molecule: messenger RNA, 2802 nt
Organism: Capsella rubella
Lineage: Eukaryota; Viridiplantae; Streptophyta; Magnoliopsida; Brassicales; Brassicaceae
Product: potassium channel GORK
Exons: 12
Coding region: 183-2696 (837 amino acids)
Biological process (GO): transmembrane transport; potassium ion transport
Cellular component (GO): membrane
Molecular function (GO): protein binding; voltage-gated potassium channel activity
Source: RefSeq, a predicted model, not a curated record
CUUACGUUAUACACUCAAACUCAUAAGACACCAAAACAGAGAAACAAAAACGCAUUUUCUCAACAAAUCAACAUCACACACGAGAAAGAAGAGACACAGCUCUCGUGAUCAUCAUCAAACUAGACAAGAAAUGAGAAUCAGAUCCAAGUUUUCGAUUUCAGAUUCUUGAUUUUGUUUUCUUGAUGGGUUUGGAUUGGAUUCUUGAAAAGAUGAUGGGGCGUUUAAGGAGAAGGCAAGAGAUAAUAGAUCAUGAGGAAGAAGAAGAAGAAGAAGAAGAAGAAGAGGAAGAGGAAGAAUCAAACGAAGAGAUAGGAUCAUCAAGAAGAGGUAAACUGAGUUUAGCCGAGACGUUUCGGUGGCUUGAUUCAUCGGAACAUCGGAAGAUUGAAACUGAUGGUCAUAAUGAUUAUAAAUUCAUCAUUCAUCCCAAAACUAGGUGGUACAAGGCAUGGGAAAUGUUUAUAUUGCUUUGGGCAAUAUACUCAUCUUUGUUCACUCCCAUGGAGUUUGGUUUCUUCCGUGGUCUCCCUGAGAGACUCUUUGUACUUGACAUUGUUGGUCAGAUCGCUUUCUUGGUCGAUAUUGUUCUUCAGUUUUUUGUCGCCUACCGCGAUAUCCAAACCUAUCGAACUGUCUACAAACCAUCUCGUAUUGCUCUCCGGUACUUAAAAUCACAUUUUCUUAUGGAUUUCAUUAGUUGCUUCCCUUGGGAUCUUAUCUACAAGGCAUCAGGGAGACACGAGUUAGUGAGGUAUAUGUUAUGGAUAAGGCUGUUUCGGGUGCGUAGAGUGGUUGAGUUUUUCCAAAGGCUUGAGAAAGACACAAGAAUCAACUAUCUCUUCACUAGAAUCUUGAAACUUUUAUUCGUUGAAGUUUACUGUACUCACACAGCUGCUUGCAUCUUCUAUUACUUGGCUACCACUCUUCCUCCGGAAAACGAAGGUUACACUUGGAUCGGUAGCCUAAAGCUAGGAGACUAUAGCUACGAAAAUUUCCGAGAAAUCGAUCUUUGGAAACGUUAUACAACAGCUCUAUACUUCGCCAUUGUCACUAUGGCUACUGUCGGUUAUGGAGACAUACACGCGGUGAAUCUACGGGAAAUGAUAUUUGUAAUGAUAUAUGUUUCAUUUGAUAUGGUUCUUGGUGCGUACCUUAUUGGUAACAUCACUGCCUUGAUUGUGAAAGGAUCAAAUACAGAGAGAUUUAGAGAUAAGAUGAAUGAUCUCAUAAGUUUCAUGAACCGUAAAAAACUCACUAGAGAUCUUCGUAGCCAAAUAACUGGUCACGUGAGAUUGCAGUACGACAGUCACUAUACUGACACUGUCUUGCUUCAGGACAUCCCAGCCGCUAUACGCGCCAAGAUUGCGCAACGAUUGUACCUGCCUUACAUAAAAAAAGUACCUCUCUUCAAAGGCUGCUCUACGGAGUUCAUUAAUCAAAUAGUAAUAAGGCUCCAUGAAGAGUAUUUUCUUCCAGGAGAAGUAAUAACAGAGCAAGGAAACGUUGUAGAUCAUUUGUAUUUCGUCUGUGAAGGCUUACUGGAAGCUCUUGUUACAAGAACAGAUGGAUCAGAAGAGAGUGUGACUUUUCUUGGUCCUCACGCUUCUUUUGGAGAUAUCUCCAUCAUUUGUAACAUCUCUCAACCAUUUACAGUUAGGGUUUGCGAGCUUUGUCAUCUCUUACGCCUCGAUAAACAGUCUUUCUCGAACAUCCUCGAGAUUUAUUUUCACGAUGGACGCAAGAUCUUGAACAAUCUUAUGGAGGAGAAUGAUUCAAACGAGAGGGUAAAGAAGCUAGAAUCUGACAUUGUGAUUCACAUUGGGAAACAAGAAGCAGAACUUGCAUUGAAAAUGAACAGUGCAGCUUUCCAAGGAGAUUUUUUCCAGCUUAAGAGCUUGAUACGAUCUGGAGCUGAUCCAAACAAAACAGAUUACGAUGGAAGAUCACCACUUCAUCUUGCAGCAUGUAGAGGCUAUGAAGACAUAACUUCAUUUCUUAUUCAAGAAGGUGUUGAUAUCAAUCAAAAAGAUAAGUUCGGGAACACGCCAUUGUUCGAGGCUGUGAAAGCAGGGCAAGAAGGAGUGAUUCGUUUGCUUGUGAAAGAAGGAGCCUCUUUUGAUUUAGAAGAUUCAGGAAACUUCCUUUGCGCGACAGUUGUUAAAGGCGACUCUGAUUUCCUCAAGAGAUUGCUCUUAAGUGGUUUGGAUCCAAACACUGAAGAUUACGAUCAUAGAACCCCGCUUCAUGUCGCUGCUUCGGAAGGGUUAUACCUAAUGGCUAAGAUGCUACUUGAAGCUGGAGCAAGUGUUGUCUCUAAAGACCGGUGGGGUAAUACUCCGAUUGAUGAAGCCCGAAUGUGCGGAAACAAGAAACUGAUUAAGCUACUCGAAGAUGCGAAUACCGCGCAGCCAAGCUCUCAUGAACAACAACAGGAGAGAGUUCAGAGAAGGAAAUGCACGGUGUUUCCAUUCCACCCGCGCGAGGCGAAAGAAGAGCGUAAAAGAAAGCACGGAGUCAUGGUUUGGAUCCCGAGCGAUCUCCAAACACUUAUACUAACUGCUGCACAAGAGCUCGGGCUAUCCGAUGAAGACUCAUUUGUAAUACUAUCAGAAGACCAAGGUCGUGUCACUGACAUUGAUAUGAUCAGUAAUGAGCAGAAACUGUAUAUGAUCAGUGAUACUACUGAUCAAACAUAAUGAUCAAGUUUUCCAAUUUUUUCGAUCAUUACUACAUAAGAGUCAUUUGAGGUUACUUUGUUCUUAUAUUAGCCAUUACAAAAAGGAGAACACUAUUUCUUAUUAA